AUUAUAUCCUCUUUGAGAAGAAUAAUGAAUCAAUUCUCUGUCAAAUUUUGAAACUCCGAAAAUGUCACCGCAAGCAAUGAUUAUGUGAAAAAAGUUUUAUAUUAAUUAAAAACCAAAAUUUACUCGCGAAUAACUAUAAUAUGAUAUUCCAUCAAAAUUUAGAGGUACCCUUCAGUUUUGCAAUAUAUUUGUUAGUCAAAAUUGUUUGUGCUUUCGUAAGAUUUCCAAUGCAUAACAAACCAACACUCACCAGCAUCCCUGAGAGAAGCGAAAUCGAUGAAAACGAAGAAAAAAAAUGGGUGUCCAAAAAGAAACACGACGUCUUGAAGGCCAAAUACAGAUGUCUAAAGAAACUAUUCCAAAUGUACGACGCCAGUGUCAUUGGAAUUCUCCCCGAGACCUACUCCCAAGAAACCCAAGCUUCAUUAGAAGAUAACCAAAAAGUUCAAAAACAAAACAAACGCGACAUCGCAGACGCAAGCGCUUUGACUGAUUUCGACGUGACUUACGAUGAAAAACCAGAAAUAACUGUUCUCAAGGACUUGAAUCUAGAUGUGUCUUCAGAAAAAAUCCCUAACCAUAAAUCUAAAACUACAAUACCCAAAGACAAUAAAAGUACGCAAGAUUCCAAAGAUAAUCUUCUAAUCGAAUAUGAAAAAGACGUUGAAAUCAGACAUCGUGUCCCUUAUUUGGUAAUAAACGAAAAGAGGAAACCGACGCGUUUUCAGAACUUCAUUCAGCGAUGUCUUGGCAUCUGCCAAGAGAGGAAUCACGUCGCUAUGUCCUAUGAACACGCAUAUGCAGCGAGUGACAACAUUAUAUCUAAUAGGUACGAAAAACGGCGUCGCCGAGGACUGAGGUUCAGGAGAAUUCGACGGACGAAGAAAUCGUAUUCGGAGAUUGCGUUGGGUGAUGCAAAAAGUCCGAUCAUUCUGUCGUACGUUCAGAGUGUGCAAAAGAACUGCUUGAUGGAUAAAACUCCACGACACUGUCCGAUUGUCGGCUGUAAUAUGAUAUUGUAUGGUAUAAUAAACUACAACGACCACAUCAACCUGUGCCACUUACCGGAGCGUGUGUGCGUGUGCGUGUACUGCCACGAGGGCUUCCCGCGCGACGCGGACCGCCUCACGCACGAGAACGAGCACAUCGGCCUCACCAAGCUGACGGUAGCGCCCUCCACACCAAGGUUCUCGCCAAAGAUUGCGAGCAUCACCCAAACGGAACCGGAAAUGCCAAAAAUACCAGAAGAUAAACUGAAAAAAAUCGUAUCUUUCUUCGACAAAAUCUCAGACCCCGAACAGAUAGCCGCAGAGCUCACUAAGAAUACGAACAAAUUGCAAACUCUACAUAUAAACCCGAGGUCUGGCUCUGCUUCGUUGUCUGGCUCGGAAGAUUCUAAUUCUGAUAAGAUUGUGUACAAGACUCGCAGUAGGGUCACUUCUAUUGUGGACUCUGACACCACUUCGAAGUAUCCUGGCGUACCAUUCAGAUGCGUGAUGUGUGGGGAUAAUUUUAAUACUAGAGGUCAACUGAACUUGCAUAUCGAUCUACAACACCGUGUUAGCGACAAGUUUUCAAAAUACAACAGCUGCGCCGGCAUACUGAACCAUAGCAACCAAAAUGGAUCAAUUAACGUUGAAUCCACAAAUCAAAGUCUUAACAAAUCGCUGGUAUCCACUAAUAUAUCGAAAACGUCGAAUUUAACGAAAUUAUCCAAAAGAAAGUCCAAUGAGACGCUGAGCUACGAUCCAUCGACAAACAUUGUCUAUUACACCUCUACGGAGUCUAUGAAAAAACCAAGUUUCGUUCAGAAAGUGCGCAGUGGAUUUUUUUACAAGUGGGAACCCGGUACUAAGAUAAUACGUGUGUGAGUUUAGUGUUGUUUAGUGCAAACUUGUCCGUUUUAGUGAUGUUUAGUGGAGUUUUGUUAAAUUAUA
Bicyclus anynana (squinting bush brown) is the source of this 1937-nucleotide messenger RNA. RefSeq lists its product as uncharacterized. The transcript is spliced from 4 exons. The coding region runs from base 141 to 1871 and encodes 576 amino acids. Lineage: Eukaryota; Metazoa; Arthropoda; Insecta; Lepidoptera; Nymphalidae. The record is from RefSeq and is a predicted model, not a curated record.